Molecule: messenger RNA, 708 nt
Organism: Polistes canadensis
Lineage: Eukaryota; Metazoa; Arthropoda; Insecta; Hymenoptera; Vespidae
Product: U3 small nucleolar ribonucleoprotein protein IMP3
Exons: 4
Coding region: 97-645 (182 amino acids)
Biological process (GO): rRNA processing
Cellular component (GO): small-subunit processome; small ribosomal subunit; Mpp10 complex
Molecular function (GO): structural constituent of ribosome; snoRNA binding; rRNA binding
Source: RefSeq, a predicted model, not a curated record
UGGUAAUCCUAGCUACACACGUGUUUCUAACCUCAUUGAUUGAGAAAAGUUUUGUGUAUAAAUAUUCACGUUUUUAUUAAGUUAUUAUAAACAAACAUGGUGCGAAAAUUAAAAUAUCACGAGAAAAAAUUAUUAAAGAAAGUUGAUUUUAUUUCCUGGGAAGCGGAUAACAAUUUACAUGAAGUCGAAAUCUUAAGACGUUUUAGAAUUCAGAAAAGGAGUGAUUAUACAAAAUACAAUAAAUUGUCUCGUCAAAUUCGAGAAUUAGGAGAGAAAAUUAAAGAGCUUGAUGCUGAUAAUCCAUUUCGCAUAGAACAAAGUGCAAUGUUAUUGGAGAAAUUAUACAUAAUGGGUUUAAUAUCUCAUAAAUCUGACUUAUCCCUUACGCAAAAAGUACAUGCAAGUUCAUUUUGUAGAAGACGAUUGCCAGUUAUCAUGGUUCGUAAUAAAAUGAGUGAAAAUAUAAAAUUGGCAACCCAGUUUAUCGAACAAGGGCAUGUUAGAGUGGGAACAGAAUUAAUAAAAGAUCCAGCAUUUUUAGUAACAAGAAAUCUUGAAGAUUUUGUAACAUGGGUCAAUACAUCUGCCAUUAAAAAGCAUAUUAUGGAAUACCAUGAUGCUAGAGAUGACUACGAUAUGAUGUAAUGAAUAAGCACAUAAAAUAAAAUUGUUUUUAUAUUUUCAAAUAAAUAAGUUAUUGUUUCUAUU